Molecule: messenger RNA, 911 nt
Organism: Acipenser ruthenus (sterlet)
Lineage: Eukaryota; Metazoa; Chordata; Actinopteri; Acipenseriformes; Acipenseridae
Gene: pmm1
Product: phosphomannomutase 1
Biological process (GO): mannose metabolic process; protein N-linked glycosylation; GDP-mannose biosynthetic process
Cellular component (GO): cytosol
Molecular function (GO): phosphomannomutase activity
Source: RefSeq, a predicted model, not a curated record
GCGAUUCAGAACCAGUUGGGGGAGGAGCUGCUUCAGGAUCUCAUUAACUUCUGCCUGAGUUACAUGGCUGUGCUGAAACUACCCAAGAAGAGAGGCACUUUUAUCGAAUUCCGGAACGGAAUGCUGAACAUUUCCCCGAUUGGUCGGAGCUGCACGUCUGAAGAGCGAAUUGAAUUCUCAUUAAUUGACAAGAAAGAGAAAAUUCGGGAGAAAUUUGUCACCGCCCUGCAGGAGGAAUUCGCUGGGAAAGGGCUGUGUUUCACCAGGGGAGGACUGAUUAGCUUUGAUAUUUUCCCAGAAGGGUGGGAUAAAAGAUACUGCCUCGAUAUCCUGGAAACAGAAGGACUGGAGAUCAUUUAUUUCUUUGGGAACGAAACUUCACCGGGAGGGAAUGACUAUGAGAUUUUCAGCGACCCUCGUACAGUGGGGUACACAGUCAGCUCCCCAGAAGACACAGUCCGGCUUUGUAAGGAGCUUUUUGGGGUGCAAUUGUGACUUUCGGGGGGAGGGGGGGGGGGGGGGGGGUGUGGAGCCUUCACUAACACACCCACGAUCAGAACGCGAUCGUCAAACUAAUUCCUGCAAACAAAUGAGAGGAAAACCUGCCUCGCGCUACAGCGACCCCUGCUGGCCAGGAGGGCUUACAACAGACAUUAACCACAGUAAUAAUAAUAAUAAUUAUGACACGCUGCAGGACUGGCCCUUGUCCUCUAGGGGGCGGUAGAUGACACCCAAAUGUAUUAUGCAAAUGAAAAAUGUGUGGAGCUGCUGAAAAAAUGAUUGUGUGUAUAUAUAUGUAUAUAUAUAUAUAAUUUUUUUUUUUGAAUGAGUGAGUUUGCAAUUUAUUGUAAAGUACUGUAGUUUUAAUCAUAAUAAUAAUAAUAAUAAUAAAUACAUAAAUCUGUUUUCUA